ACUUUGGUAUACACGUGUAGCGUUCAGUAACUUCAGCCUUAAUUUCAAUUAAAUGUAAAUAUGAAGAGAGGUCCAUACAAAUUGUAUUUAGAUCGUGAUGGUGACGGUGCUAUGCCUGAUUCAACAUUUUAUCGAAAAUUAAGGAAAAAUAAUGCUAUUAUAAACGAAGCUAAUCAAGUUCAAAAUCAAAAUGACGAUGAAAAUGACGAUCAAAAUUCAAAUGUAAAUUAUCCGUUACAUUAUGUGGAAAAUGUAGAUGAUAGCAAUUUAUCGAUUAUUGAGACUGCCGAUGGAGACGUCAUUUUUUCAAAUAAUCAGGCAUCUGUACUUAUCGUGAAUAUUGAACAAAAUUCAUGGCUUCGAGAAGAGUAUGAUGAACAAACUCAGGAUCGAGAAAUUUGGUUUGAUGCCGAAGAUUCACCGCAGAUAGAAGAUUUUGAUAGAAAUAAUGAUGAUGAGAUUAAUCAAGUAUGUAUUAUAUCAUAUGAUAAAUAAUUGAAUCAAAUUUUGUAGCUUGAGA
Molecule: messenger RNA, 520 nt
Organism: Microplitis mediator
Lineage: Eukaryota; Metazoa; Arthropoda; Insecta; Hymenoptera; Braconidae
Exons: 3
Coding region: 61-495 (144 amino acids)
Source: RefSeq, a predicted model, not a curated record